Messenger RNA from Amoebophrya sp. A25, 3880 nucleotides. NCBI's taxonomy places the organism in Eukaryota, Dinophyceae, Syndiniales, Amoebophryaceae. The record is from the annotation of a GenBank genome assembly.
UUUUCAUCUCACAGCAGGUACUAAUCUUCAGAUUGCUGGAUGAAAAAAGGUGCUGACCAGUGAUGGACUAAAGUUGUUCUGCAAUCCAACUCCUACCAUACAUGAAAUCGCUCGCACUUCUUGGACACAAACGAUAAUAGAUUAACUCAUUCAUAUUUAAUAGAAGCAAAAAUGCAGCCAUCUUCUCCGGACAGGGGAACAGGAAGAGGUCUACUUCCCUUUCUCACCACAUUGCUGAAGCUCUCUGCUACCGUUUCAACGCUAGCAAGUGGAAGCAAGGUGUCGAAAUAUGAGGAGAUUUUAUGCAAGUGCAGCACUGGAUGCGACUGCGGUCCGAACGAGGACGCUUCGAGGCAACAGCCGAGGCAAGAAGACGCUGCAAAAAGCCCGUUCCUCUGGACCCGGACACAAGGGGGCUACUUCAUCCCGAAAAGCGCCUCGUCGUCUCAGAAGCAUGCGCAUCUGCAGCAACUAGUAUCUGUUUUGGCGCAGCUUCCACCCGUAGAGAAGAGGAUAAUGAGUCAAGAAAGAAAAGCAAAUGCAGUAGAGCGAGACGAAACGCAUGAUGCUUCAUCCGUUGUGGAGCUUUUAGAAGCUCCGCCACAAGCAGUUUCAUCUUCGGAUAAAGCUGCUACCAGUGCAACGAUAGCACCAGCACCUCAAUUGAUGGCUGGAAUGAUUCCUCGAAUAUCAGCAGCACCAACUUCUUCUAGUACAACAGAGAAAGCAACAAGAAAAACCUCUCAAGUAAUGAAGCUGAGAAGAACGCAGAAAGCAGCAGGUGAGUUCGGCGGAUCAGCGACUAGAAAUUCUUAUGACUAGAUAUUUAUGGGUUGCGACUUUCAACUAACAUUUUAUUUACAGUGACACAUAAGCAGCUAGCACAGCUCCCCUCUAACAAAAUAGAGGAUUAUUCCCCUCAGAACUGCACUAGAAAUAUUGCAACCUCCUCUAACUACCACGACAAAAAAAUCAGCUGUCCACCUCCUCCGCUGCCACUCUUCUGGACCAGCAGCAAAGCAACAUCUACCUCGAGCACUUGAAGAACGUAGCAGACGCGCAGUAUAUUGGAAAAAUUAGCGUGGGAACACCAGGCUCUGACGUGGAAGUGGUGUUCGACACGGGAAGCAGCGACUUUUGGGUACAGCUCAAGGACGUCGCAAAACAGAGCUCAAGCUUUACACGGCUUAGUGACGCUCCAACAGUGAUCAGCUAUGGCAAGGGCAGUGUCAUUGGGUUCCAGUCGACGGAUGUUGUACUUUUACUGUUCUUGUUAGCUAUUCCAUUUGCAUGAAUUUCUUCUUGGUCGUCGUGCCUCAUACUUUCUCAGCUACAGCUACGCAUUGAAUGACCAUAAACGUACUUAUAUAUAUAUAUUAAGUUGUCUCAUUGACUUUGCUUUCAGACAAGAACUGUGGUUACUCAAUACAAAUACCCUUAUACCGGUACUAGAUUACUGGUUGGCCUCGCAAGUAGACGCUAAUAGCUACACAAGAGGUACCAUGACGUGACAUGUGUAAGUCACAUUGACAAUGCUAAUCUUUCCAUCUCCCUCUCCACAGGUGAAGCUCGCCAACCGAGAGCUCAUUCUACCAACACAAGAAUUUGUAGCCGUCGAGCACACGAGGGAUUUGUCCAACGCUCAAUUUCAAGGCGUAAUUGGGCUUGCGUUUCAGGGUCUUUCGGUGAACAAGGAGAGAGGACAGACGCUGUUAGCGAAAAUGACCCGCAAUGGGGUUCCAGGGUAUUGAAAAGCUUGACAAUGUAGUAGGAUUGCAAACACUUCUACAACUACCUGAUCAGAGGAUCAAUAGUGAAUAACGACCACGACCCUGUAGCAACAACACACAUCUUUAUUUAAUUGUAGAUUUCGUUCCAUUCCACUCCACUAGCUUCUGCGUCCACCUAUCUGGCAUCGGAGACGGAGAUAGCGAACUCGCCUUUGGUGUAGAGAUUCCAGAUCAUUGGGGUUACGACCACAAGUCACUGGCUUUCGCACCAGUGGCUUACAAUGCCAACCUGUGGUGGGCCUUUCCCGGCUCUUUGACUGUUGGAGGCGCCACCUUCGAGUCGAACCUGGUAUUAGACACAGGGACUUCGUUUAUCGCGAUGCCAAGGUCGCUAUUCGUGGUGUUUUUGAUGUUAAGGCUGCAUGGUAUUAAGUAAUCUACUUAAGGCUGCAAGGGGUCUCAUUUCUGGCUGCAAGCAAUGUCGUAAGUUGAGGCUGCAAGCAAUGUCGUAACAAGGGAAAUGAGAGACACCUAGGGAUGAAUACGAUCUCGUGGAUACGACCUUGUGGUUUGCUCUAAUCCGCGGCCUCCUCGGUGAGGAUGCGUUUUCAACGUGUGCCUUGACUUUGCCACAGUCUUUGUGGCUAUGUCCCUGUGACGUUGCGGCUACGGCAAAUCCCGUGUCCGUCAAGCUCGGAGGAACAGAGUAUCCUCUGGAACCUAAAGACUUCUUCCAGCCUAUCCAGCGUAGUGAAAGCAUGAGCGACGCCGAUGACGAGGAGAUGUGCUUGCUGGAGGUGAUGCCGACAAAUGAGCAUUUGCCUUUUCUGCUUUUAUGAAUCUCUUACUCGGGUCGGGGUCGCUACGGAACCAGGCAGCUCUGAGUUGCUAUGUGGUUCGAAUGAGUGAAUGAAUGACUUUGACAUUGAUUAAGUACUUAACUACAACUGCGCUUCUGAAUUCUGUGCGAGAUUAAUUGCAUUGUAUCGUAACAAGGAGAAGAGCACGUGAGAUUGAUGACUGUGCUUGACUUUUUUGAAUCAGGGACUACGAUUGUCUUCAAGUGAGUAAUCCAUCUUCCCUAUGAUCGCUUCAAGGGAGUGAUUCAAAUUCUUGUGAAGAUUCUCUUUCUAAUCUCCGGCGACACCUUUCUCCGACGCGUAGUAGCCGUAUUCGAUGCGGACAAAAAGCAAAUAGGCCUCGCACGGCGUCUCGAUGUCAAGGGAGGACCACCAGUAGUGGAAAUGCAGAUCACAGAGGAUGACGAUGAUGGGGGAGACGAUGGAUACGGAGAAACGGUAAGCAGCCGUCUGGUACAGGUAGUCGUGUUUUGAUUUAGAGGAAGAAGCAUCUUUACCGUGCCAUACACCUGGAAUAUGGAUUCAUCUACUGUGACAUUUGAACUAUAAUACUUGCUUUCUUGUUAGUACUAAUAGCUACUUUUGUCUCAUUCUCACCAACGAACAUCAUGAAGGUAAGUAGUAAAAGACACUGAUGCAACAACACACACUCAUGCUGCUCAGGCCUCAUAUGGCGACUCCGACGAUGUCUUCAACGGUGACAGUAGCCACUUCGGUCGCUUCCUAUUUUCGUCAGCUCUUGGCGGUGGUUUGUUUUCUAGCGAUUUUCUGUGGUUGGCGCUUCCUUCCUUCGCCGCUUUGCUGAUUGUGAUUGUUUUUAGCUUCCGACAGAGCCGCGCCAGCACAAACGAGGGUGACGGCGUCCCCUACACGCGAAUGGAGGAGCCUCGGGGAUGAGGCGUUAGCAACAUUAAAGAUUAAGAUUUUUUAUAAGACAUAGGCAUAGUCGUUUUGGUACCUUGUAGUUCAAGACUGAUACUCUUGGACUGAGCAAGAGAAGUAGGCUGAAUGUUUGAUACAUGAUUUUCCUGGACGUCGUUGCACCAUCUGACUGAUGAAUGAUCCGCAGACGCUACACGAUCCCCAACACCCCUAUGAAAGUAUGUCAUUCCUGCGCGUUGCGGGUGUAGUAAUAGAUCGGGUUCUUAAACACAUACAAACGCCAUGUUCAUUUUUUGAACUUGAAAAUUGAAAUUCGAGGACGAUCCCGAAAAUUUUUUAUCGCAGAUCACCUCGAAUAUAUGAAAUCCAACAUGUCAGCCUAACACGGGUGUCAUCUUCGCCACAUUG